AUGGUGGGAGCCUGGCCGGUGACGUCGGCGGAGAUCAUGCGGCGGCAGAUGGGAGUCAACGAGCAGACUGACGGCCGCAUCCGCAAGACCCUCACCCGCUUCCUCAUCGGUCCCCAGCUUCGCCAACUCAAGCUCCUUGAGGCAGGCCUCAUCUCACACCCAUUUGUGCCGCUUGACCGGAGCCCCGUGGCGUCUUCUCUGCGCGAGAUGAUCAGAUCAACCGAGCCGCAGAUCGAUGUGCGCGCGCUCUCCACUGACGUGAUGGCUCUGGCGUGGUGCUCCGUUGAGGUUUGUCACUGGGCUGAUGGCUACCCCCUCAAGGUGCACCUCGAUUUGUCCCUUCUUCGUGCCGUCUUUGGCCUUAGGGACGAGAUGGCUGUGUUGGAUGAGGUUGAUGAGCUGUUGGAGUUGAUAAAGAAGACAUGGGACAUUCUGGGCCUCAACAAGACGAUCCACAAUGUCUGCUUCACCUGGGUCCUCUUUGAGAGAUAUGUCACUACUGGGCAGAUAGAGCCAGACCUGCUGUCGGCUACCUUGGCAAUGCUCCAGCAUGUCUCCAACGACACCAAGCAAGCCGAGCAGGAGCCAGGAUAUACCAGAGUCUUGUCUGCAACACUAGCCUCCAUCCACUCAUGGGCAGAAAACAAGCUGUUGGAUUACCAUGAGGCGUUUGAUAGAAGUGCAAUGCAGAAUGUUGUGGCACUCGCUGUCUCAGCGGCACAGAUGUUGAACCAACACAUUCCAGCUACUGCAGGAUUAUCUUUUUCUGCUACUGCUGCUGAUCUAAUUGAACGUUAUAUCAAAUCUUCGGUGGACGAGAGUGGCAUUGCCAGGGCCGGGGGGAACAGCAGCAUGUUGGUGGAAGUGGAGGAAGACCCUAGCGAGACCCUGAUAUAUGUGGCCGCGCAGACCAAGGAAAUGGCGAGGGUGGAGAAAGACAUGGCCAGCAGCUGCCUCAGCAGCGAGUCUAUGCGUGCCCUGCAGACGGCCUCCGAACUAGACAAAUACCUGGUACAGAUGGCACAUGAUGAUGAUGUGUACGACAGUGGCAUCUCGAGUUACGAAGUGGACUCCAUCAUUCUUGGCCUCGUCAAUGGGUGGAUGGAUGAGCGGCUACAGAUCGGGGCAGAGUGUCAGGAGAACAAGAGAUUCAGAGACUUGGAACCCCAGUUCCAACAGCGAGCCUUACGCACAAUAUGCUGUGGAUCUCAUGAGAUUAGCCAAGGCGACGGUGGAUGA
Brachypodium distachyon (stiff brome) is the source of this 1239-nucleotide messenger RNA. RefSeq lists its product as uncharacterized. The record is from RefSeq and is a predicted model, not a curated record. The transcript has 4 exons. The coding region runs from base 1 to 1239 and encodes 412 amino acids. Lineage: Eukaryota; Viridiplantae; Streptophyta; Magnoliopsida; Poales; Poaceae.